AUCGGCCCCUGCAUCUGGGUACUACCCACUGUAACUUACCUACCUAGGUGCACUACGUACUGCCAGUACUACGUAACCUGCAUCACCACAUCCAGCCAGGCAAUAGGCAAGCAUUACUUACAUCUAUCCCACGGUCCAUAUCUCAUGCUCGCAUCGGCUUUUGAACCGAUUCGUGAGUCUUGUAUGUUAGGACUUUAAACCUUGUCACAUCGAAAUACACCACGCUCGCAUACUGCUUGAGGAUUCCUUCAUACAACUCGGUCAAGAUGUCUGCUUCCCUAGCACCCGAGUGUAACGAGGUCAAAGAACGAUAUGACACCUGCUUUCUAAAGUGGUACAGUGAAAAAUACCUUAGAGGUAACGGCAAGGCCGAUAGCAACGAGUGCUCGAAACACUUUGAAAACUACCAGAAAUGCUUGAAGAUCGCUCUUGAGGAACGAGGUAUAGACAAGCUCUUAGCUGAGGCACGCGAAGACAACAAAGAGAGUGACGCUAUACAUAUGAAACGCAAGUAAAAAAAAAAUAAUAAUAAUAAAAGUCCUUAGCUUUCAGGGAGAAAAGAAAGAUGCCGAGCAGCCGAUGCCUGCGAGAGAUGAUGACCAUUCCCCACACAAAGGUUGGGGCAGAGUCGGGGCUAGCAAGCAAAGAACCCCCGGCCCAGCGGUUCUGGGACGCUUUGCUUUGCUGGCAUUGGUGGUUUGCUGAUUUAUAUUGGCUGUAAUUUAUUUAUUGGAAAGCUUUCCUGCGGGAGUAGCGAAGCUAUCUUGAAACAGCAUUAGUCAGUCGGGAUUUAGUUAAAGAAGAAUACCUCGUAGUCCUUGGCAGCCUUACCGACCUACCUAGGUACUCUCGAGGUCUCGGCGAAGUAGCGGCGUCCGAAGACUGGGGUGGUAAUACGCGACAUGAAUGGUCAGCAGAUCACCAACAAGAGAAGAGACAUACUUAUAGGUAGAGGGUGUUACCAUCUCAGCUCCGUUUGAAAUAUUACUCUCAUCACGCUUCUCUC
Molecule: messenger RNA, 1006 nt
Organism: Xylaria bambusicola
Lineage: Eukaryota; Fungi; Ascomycota; Sordariomycetes; Xylariales; Xylariaceae
Product: mitochondrial distribution/morphology family 35/apoptosis
Exons: 4
Coding region: 267-515 (82 amino acids)
Source: RefSeq, a predicted model, not a curated record